This is a messenger RNA of Meloidogyne enterolobii, 263 nucleotides long. NCBI's taxonomy places the organism in Eukaryota, Metazoa, Nematoda, Chromadorea, Rhabditida, Meloidogynidae. The record is from the annotation of a GenBank genome assembly.
UUCUGUACCAUUUUGUCCUGUUUUAGCCAUAGUACCAUUUUGUCGUUGCAUGUCUCUUUAUGUAUAAACCGGUGUGGUCGGUCGAUAGUUUUAGAGAAAAGAUUAAAAUAAAAAUUUUUAGUGAGAGAGAGAAAGGAAAGGGAGAAAGACCCAAUACCGCGCAGCAUUCCUUUAGUGUCAUUUCGCUCACAUUUUUUAUUCAUUUCCUUGCUUGACAUUUCAUCUGUCCAUUUUCUUCACUACACAAGUUUUCUAUAUAGCAC